AUGGAAACUUCUGGCCUUAAAGUGCAAAGCUGAACAAAUAUCCAAUUAGGAUUAUCUCAAGGUCCUGUAGGAGACCCAAAAGCGGAAGAAAAUAAAUCCCUUCACCAUUUAAAAACUAUUAAAAAAGAAGCAUUUUUACCGAAUGCGCCUGUAGCUAAGGAUGGGAAACCAAGUAUCCGAUUUUGCGGACCUUUUACUCCUGAAUCUUCGUGAAAACUGUUCUGAGACAUACUAACUAUGCUUUUCAUGGCUGCAUGUCUUUUUUUCGGGAAUUUUUUCUUAGAGCCAUUUUCUCAGCAUUAUUUAGUUAAAAAAUAAAAGUUUUGCUGCCUUAAGAGAAAAAAAUUCUCCGGGGGAAAUCACAAUAAAAAGAAUGUUAAGGCUUUUUCAUAGUUUACUAUGCAGUUUCAGUUCCAUAUAGGCUUUGCUUUAAUGUAGCAAUAUCAGGAUGAUGGGCCUACUUGGAAUUUUGCAUUAAUUUAUGUUUCAUUUUUGACAUUUUUAUCUGUUUCAAUACUGGAUACUAUUCUAAAGGAUCUCUGCAAAUGAACCGCAAAAAAAUCUUUAUAAAUUAUUUCAAAUCUUGGUUCAUCCUGGAUUUAGUUGCAAGUGUUCCGCUGACUUGAUUUAUAACUGGACCAUUUGAAAAUGGGGACUCGCAAGACCAGAAUAAAACAAUUAGCAUUAGCAUUAACUUAACUUAUUGAGAAGUUCGCCGUAAUUCCCACCUAAUAGCCUACCUCCACCCCAAUGCUUCGCUCGGCUGCUCAUCACCAACCGUCUCACGGCCUUCAAAGUGUUGCUCCUUCUGGACGAGGAUGUGGACUCGCUAACCGAAGUUGGAUGAGUUGCGUCACCUUGCACAUCAAAAGAGUUGUCUUUUUUAAAAAAUUUGAAAUAUAUUUUUAGUCAAACUGUCGGCCAAAAUGGAAAUCCAAAGCCUGAGACUUAAGCCCAGUUUCACGCUAGAAAGUUGCCCGAUUGACCAAGUGGGUGUCCUUGGUAUAGCUGAGCCUCCCCUUUCCAACCUUGGAAACCAUUACCCCUGAGGUAAAAACCCUGACAUCAGAAUGAGCUGCGGCCAACCAAGUUUGACGUUGCACUCCACUAUACCAAGGAAAAACCUAGCCGGAUACACAUACCGAGCGCCUAAUUCCCUCCCACAAGGUCCUCGGCACAGCCGGCUACAGGUGUUGAGAAAAAGGGCUGAUUCUCGGUCGCCAUUUUAAUAUGCAUACCUGAAUAAAACCAAUGUCUAUAAUUCAGGCCAAGUUCUAAGACUUGUCAAAGUUUUCAGGUUUUUGAGAAUUCUCAAGCUGCUAAGAGUCGCAAAAAUUAAAAGAAUUUUAAUAAAAAUCGAAGAUUAUGUAGCAAGUAAUGUAAUUGCAACUAUUUUUUUAUUUUUACGCCUGCUUUCUGUUGUAUUCUUUAUUGCCCACUGAACUGCUUGCUGAUGGUUUUUCUUAGGGGAUCUUGACAUGACCUACUAUCCUACAACAUGAGUGACAGUCGCCAAAAUUGAAAACUCCAGUCCUUUUGAUCAAUACAUUACCUCUCUAUAUUGAGCCUUCACCACAAUGACGACCGUAGGAUAUGGUGACAUCGUUCCCAAAACAAUCCCAGAAAAAAUUUACGCAAUGUUUGCUAUGAUUGUUGCAUGUGGAGUUUUUGCAUAUACCGUAGGAAGCAUCGGCUCACUUGUAAGCAAGCAAAAUGCUGUUGAGAACGCAUACAGAGAACAAGUCGUUGCUGUCAACCGAUAUAUGAGAAAAAAAGAUUUGCCUCACGAUCUGCAGUUCAGAGUCAGAAGAUAUCUUGAGUAUGUCUGGGAAAACAAAAAGAAAAGUAAUCUCGAUGAAAAGCAGAUUUUGACGUUGUUAUCAGAACCGCUAAGAGAUGAAAUUUAUGCUCACAUUCAUGGAAUUGUAAUAAAAUUAUGUCCAAUAUUUGAACAAUAUGAGGCUCAUUUCAUUUCUCAAUUGACAAGAGCGCUAGAGGGUGAAACUUAUGCACCAGGAGAUACAGUGAUUGAAGAAGGCGAAAUGAGCACGAAAAUGUAUUUUAUUCAGAAUGGAAAAAUUGAUAUUUUUCAUCAUUCUACCAAAUCCACUUAUAAAGAACUAGGGCCUGAUGAGUAUUUUGGGGAAAUUGCUUUUUUCACAGAAAAGCCGAGAUGUGCGUCUGCAAAGUGUCUUGAUUUUGCAGAUUUGCUGAGUUUGUCUAGAGUCAAUAUGGGGUGAGGCGGAAAAAAAUACACUGUAUUUUUUUCCUACAGUUCCCACAGUCAAAUUUGACAUAAAAUUUUCCAAUUUUUUGAAACGAUAGGAAAAAAAUACAUGGAAAAGAAAAAAAAAUUCGAAACCAGGGCGGAAAAAAAUUUCAACCCCCAAAAAUGAAAAAAAAAACUGCAUGAAAAAAAUACACAUAAAAAAAAAUAUUAAAUUACUAAUAUUUAAAAAGAAGCAAAGAAAAUGCUUUAUUAAAUAUGAAUGACAAUAGCAGUCAUUGCGUUUGCUAUAAAUUCACAUAAUAGAUAAAAAAUAGAUGCAAGAACUGUAUCAUAUGCUUUAUAGUAAAAAGUUUUCUGUGUUUUUUUCCAAACCGCAUGAAAAAACUACUAUAAAAAUUUGAAAUACAGAUCUUUAAGUCAAAUAGAGUUAAAAAUAACGAAAAAACAGUCCCAGAUUAAAUCUCUCUUUAAUAACGAGAUUUUAAGAAUAAAAUGAAUGCCUAAAUGUUAAAGAUCAGUUUAAAUAAAAAAAAUUAAAAUCAGAAGGAAAAAAAUUCAAAAUUUUUUUUCUAAAAAAACAGCAUGAAAAAAAAUAUCAGUAAAAUUUUAACAGUCUAAAUUUCGGCAUGAAAAAAAUACAACAUAAAAAAAUUUAGUAGGAAAAAAAUACAUAUAAAAUUUAUAUAUUUUUUUAAAAUUUUUUAAUUAAAAAAAUCCAAAAUAUCUAACUCCCCCCCAAUUAAUAGCGGAUGAAAUCAAUGUUUUUUUCCCCUAAAAAUGGACUCUUAGGUACCAUUUAAUAACGGAAAUUUUUUUACUAUAAAAAAUUUUAAAUUAUAUAAGAUAAUCGUUCAUUAUAAAUUUACUAAUAUACAUAAAAUGGCGGAUGACUUCCGACCCGUCCUCUUGAGACAGUUACCUGUGUAUAUCCGGGCAUGGUUUUUGGAGCCAGGAAUUGGCCCAGCUAUGUCUUUGUACCUCAAGGCGAGAGGUCUAAGCGCAAAGAUCGCUGUUUUUGUGACCAAGACACUUGGGCAGUUAUUCGUGACUCCUUUUUUCCAGCAGAGCCCAGCCUAGUGGGUGUAAGAAAUGAGGCAGGGCGACAUACCUGCCUAAGCUGCUUUUGUGAUUUGCCCCGAAUGGCGAAAGCUGUUGAGAUCUUUCUCGGGAUGACUGGAAAAGAGGGAAGGCAAAUUAGACGAGAAAUCGGGGUUCUCCCCAAAUUAAAAGGUGCCCUUCAGUGGGCAGAUUUGGCGACGUACGGACAGAGUUGACGCAAGAUUCAGGGCGACGAAUCAAGUUGGAAAUGGAGGCGGUCAGUUGGUCAUCACCUCUACCGAGAAACCGGGGUUUCGGACCGGGCUUGAAGAGGCCACGCCUUAGCCACCUUACGGGGUUAUCUCCAUAAAACGUCACGGCGGCAAAGUAGGGACUUAAAAUACAUAGCAUCUUAACAUAACAUAACAUAACAUAACAUAGCAUAACAUAACAUAACAUAACAUAACAUAGCAUAACAUAAUAUAACAUAACAUAACAUAACAAAGCAUAACAUAAAUUUACUAGAGCCAAUGAAAUAAAGAUGGGAAUAUUUAAAUAGAAUUAAUUUAAGCGCAAAGGUAUUAAAAAAUUAUGAGAGCUAUAAUAUGCAUCUGGCUUUCUUUUCUUUAAACCUUGAUCUCCCCUUUUCAAUUGAUGAAUGCCUUUUACUACUAAUUCGCCGACACUUGACUUUGAUAUAUUGAACUUGUAGGCUAUAUCUUCAUAUGAAAGACCUUCAUUUUGAUGAUCCAGGUAGUAUUGUGCAAUAACUAGCUUAUAACCAACUGUUAGUCUUUUCUCUUUCUGGUUUCUCCAUUCAACUCCAUUUUAUUAGAUUUAGUGCUUCUCUUUUGACUUAAAAAUGCAUUUUUUUUUUCAGCCGUUUAUAAAAAUUUUAAAUAGAAAAAUAUUUAUAAAUAUCGAACUUUUUUAAUAGCGGACGAUUUUUUCGUCCGCUAUUAAUUGGGGGGGGGAGUUAGAACUAUCCAAUAGACAAUUAAAAGAAGAGUUGAUCAGCUGGACUUAAGCGCAGUGUAAUCGACUCCAAACCAGAAGGAAUAAAACUUAGAAAUAUAAAUAAUUAAUCGUUUUAUUAUCAGUUAUUAUUACUAAUCACACACAGUAGAGUUUGGAUAACUCAUCCCUUAGAUAUUUUGGAUUAUUUUAAUUAAAAAAUUUUUAAAAAAAAUAUAUAAAUUUUAUAUGUAUUUUUUUCCUACUAAAUUUUUUAUAUUGUAUUUUUUUCAUGCCGAAAUUUAGACUGUUGAAAUUUUACUGAUAUUUUUUUCAUGCUGUUUUUUUAGAAAAAAAAUUUUGAAUUUUUUUCCUUCUGUUUUUAAUUUUUUUAUUUAAACUGAUCUUUAACAUUUAGGCAUUCAUUUUAUUCUUAAAAUCUUGCUAUUAAAGAGAGAGAUUUAAGCUGGGACUGUUUUUCGUUAUUUUUAACUCUAUUUGACUUAAAGAUCUGUAUUUCAAAUUUUUAUAGUAGUUUUUUCAUGCGGUUUGGAAAAAAAACACAGAAAAACUUUUUACUAUAAAGCAUAUGAUACAGUUCUUGCAUCUAUUUUUUAUCUAUUAUGUGAAUUUAUAGCAAACGCAAUGACUGCUAUUGUCAUUCAUAUUUAAUAAAGCAUUUUCUUUGCUUCUUUUUAAAUAUUAGUAAUUUAAUAUUUUUUUUUAUGUGUAUUUUUUUCAUGCAGUUUUUUUUCAUUAUUUGGGGGGUUGAAUUUUUUUCCGCCCUGGUUUCGAAUUUUUUUUUCUUUUUCCAUGUAUUUUUUUCCCUAUCGUUUCAAAAAAUUGGAAAAUUUUUAUGUCAAAUUUGACUGUGGGAACUGUAGGAAAAAAAUACAGUGUAUUUUUUUCCGCUUCACCCAUCAAUAUGAACCAGCUUCUAGGAAAGUUCCCCGAGGCUAAAGAGAAAACUGAGCUUUUAUCUAAAAAAUGCGAGGAUAGUGAUUUUUCAACUCUGCUUAUAAAAUGCUAUAUCUGUAAAGAACUGGGACAUGUUGCUAUAAAAUGCAAGAAAAUUUUACUGAAUUUGGAUAAAGAGGAAACCAAGAAGAAGUGGCUUGAAAAAAGAGGGGCACCAGAAACUAAAAAAAUAACUCCUGAAGAUGACUUUGAGCCUAACUAUCAUCGUGUUCCAAAGAUUAAGCUAGCUAAUAGAAGCUAUAAAGCCAUCAAUGUGCAUGGCAUCUCUCAGCCUAUCGUAAAGAUAUUUCCAGAUGAUCCUCACAUAUACCCAAAAAUUGAAGGCUUUAUUGAGAAAUAUAGCCAAGGUCAAUCUCACUCAUCCAAUUCUUUUGUUAGCCCGACCAACUCAGCAUUGGAAAUGCAACCAGAUGUGAGACAUGAAAGAAAAUCAGAUCCUAAAUUCACAAUGAUUUAUAUGGACAGUGAAGACAGCGAUAAAUAUGAAGAAGAUGCAUCCCCUCCUUAUGAUUCAAAGCCUGCAAGGAAGAAAAAGUUCAGAAUGUCGCUGCUUGAUCGACUAUCUACUUACCAAACUGGCCAGCAGCAGCACGAAACCAAAAUAAAAUCAGGAAAAACGCUUGAAAGAACUUAUAGCAUGCAUGAAGAAAAGGCAGAACCAGACUCAGCAGCAUUUAUCAUGUCACCUCAAAUUAACCCUGAUAUAUCAGAAGAUAUAAAAGAAGACCCAAAAGAAGAAGAAACAAUCGGAAAUACAGAAAUUUAUCUGCCUAAUCUCGAACCAAUUGAGGGAAGCUUCUUUAAAUGCUCGCCAGGCUCUCCUCAUAAUUCAGAGUAUGAGGAAUCAGAAGAAUCGAUGGAGCUUUAA
Messenger RNA from Blepharisma stoltei, 6068 nucleotides. Lineage: Eukaryota; Ciliophora; Heterotrichea; Heterotrichida; Blepharismidae. The record is from the annotation of a GenBank genome assembly.